AUGACAAAAACUAAUAAUGGUGAAUGGAGAUUAUUGGAAGAAUUAAUUGAAAAGAAAAAUGAACGAGAAUCUCGUAUUAAUGAUACAAAUAUUGCUCAACCAACAUUAUUUGCUAUACAAGUUGCAUUAACAGCUUUACUUGUUUCAUGGAAUAUUUAUCCAUCAUCUAUAAUAUCACAUAGUGCUGGUGAUCAAGCAGCUGCUUUUGUUGCUGGUCGAUUAACUUUAGGAAAAACUGUUCAUAUGUUAGCUGUUUCAAUGAGUGAAGAAGAAGUAGAAAAUAAACUUUUGAAAGGUAUUGAACAUUUGGCUUGUAUUGCUGUUGUUAAUAGUCCUCGUUCAGUAUCAAUAAGUGGUGAUGAAAAAACAAUUGAUGAAAUACAACAAAUUCUUUCCAUAUCUUAUCCAAAUGUAUUUAAAGCAUGCGUUCGUAUUGAAAAUGCAUUUCAUUCAUAUCAAAUGAAUCGAUUUGAUAUUGAAAAAGAAAUGCUUUCAUCCUUGAAAGAUAUUCGAGGACUUCCAAUACAAGAUCAAAAACAAAUUUUUGAGCCAAUAUGUGCACAAGCAAAACUUUAUUCAAGUGUUAUUGGUGAGAAAAUGAAUGGUAGUAUACCAGUUGAUGGUCAAUAUUGGUGGUCAAAUGUGAGACAAGCUGUUCGAUUUUAUGAUGCUAUAGCAGCAAUUAUAAAAGAUGAAGCAACCAAUGUUUUUAUUAAAAUUUCACCACAUCCAGUUUUAGCAACAUCUAUUCGUAAAUGUUAUGAAUUAACAAAUCAACAACAAUCAUUACCACUUAUUCUUCCAACAUUAAAAAGAAAAGAAAAUGAACAAAUAACAUUACUUACUAGUUUAGCACAACUUACAAUAUCAUCUCAAGUAUGGCAACAAUAUUUUCAGACUCGUCAAAUUUUACCUAUGAAAUAUCGUGAAGACUAUUUUGAUCAUUUUUCAUUAUAUAAAUUUUAUUUGAGUCUAUGUUGGUAUAAAUCAAAAGAUUCAUCGAUACAACGUUUAGCUAAUCGUAUAUCUACUCAUCCAUUACUUGAUAUUCGUCAAUUAAAUAAACAAACAAGUGCAACAUAG
Molecule: messenger RNA, 1083 nt
Organism: Adineta steineri
Lineage: Eukaryota; Metazoa; Rotifera; Eurotatoria; Adinetida; Adinetidae
Source: the annotation of a GenBank genome assembly